This is a messenger RNA of Diorhabda sublineata, 1497 nucleotides long. It is a transcript of the gene Cyp303a1, whose product is annotated as methyl farnesoate epoxidase. NCBI's taxonomy places the organism in Eukaryota, Metazoa, Arthropoda, Insecta, Coleoptera, Chrysomelidae. The record is from RefSeq and is a predicted model, not a curated record. Gene Ontology annotation, cellular component: cytoplasm; intracellular membrane-bounded organelle. The coding region runs from base 1 to 1497 and encodes 498 amino acids. Gene Ontology annotation, molecular function: iron ion binding; heme binding; oxidoreductase activity, acting on paired donors, with incorporation or reduction of molecular oxygen, reduced flavin or flavoprotein as one donor, and incorporation of one atom of oxygen. Gene Ontology annotation, biological process: xenobiotic metabolic process. The transcript is spliced from 5 exons.
AUGUUUUUGUUGGUAAUAGUUUCCAUAAUUUUAAUUGCCUUACUUGCCUACAUGGACACCAGAAAACCUAGAAACUUUCCACCAGGACCUAGAUGGUGGCCUAUUCUUGGAAGUGCUCCUCAAAUAGCAAUGCUCCAAAGAGGCACAAAACACUUAUUGUUCACUACAGCUUUAUUGGCUAAAAAAUACGGCCCGAUCUUGGGGUUGAAAGUUGGAAGAGAAAUAUUAGUAGUAAUUCACGGUCCAGCUGCUAAUAGAGAAUUUCUAUUAUCUGACGAUUUAUCUGGAAGACCUUUGGGAGAGUUUUUUGAAAAAAGAACAUGGGGAAAGAGAAGGGGAAUUUUAAUGGUGGACGAACUGUUCUGGCAAGAGCAAAGAAGAUUUUUUCUAAAACAAUUACGUGAAUUCGGUUUCGGCACUAGAACUAUGUCUAUCCUGGUUGAAGAAGAAGCACAAGAGCUGGUGAAUUAUAUUUACAGGACAAUCACCCACAAUGAUUCAGUGGUUUUCGAUAUACACAAUUUAUUUAAUCUGCAUAUUCUCAACUGUUUAUGGAGAAUGUUAGCAGGUCUUAGGUACAAUGCCGAAGAUAAACAAAUGAGGGAAUUACAAGCUGUUUUAAACGAAUUAUUUCAAGCUCUUUCUAUGGUAGGAACGACUUUCAGCCAAUUUCCACUGUUAAAAUAUCUAGCACCGAACAAAUCCGGUUAUAACCUAUACGUCAGAAGCCAUGAAAGAAUAUGGGCUUUUAUACGAAAAGAAAUAGCCCAUCACAAGAAAACACUCGUACCAGAUUCUCCAAGGGAUGUUAUGGAUGUGUUUUUGAACGUACUUCAAUCAUCGGAUAAAGAAAACAUUGGGAACAGCUUUUCCGAAGAGCAGCUCCUGGCAAUUUGUAUGGAUAUGUUCAUGGCUGGAUCUGAAACCACAAGUAACACCCUGAGUUUCUCUUUUCUGUAUUUAAUUUUAUACCCAGAUGUUCAGAAAAAGGCUCAGGAAGAAAUAGAUCGGGUUAUUGGUAAAGACAGAAAUCCAUCAUUAGAUGACAGACCAAAAAUGCCAUAUGUUGAAUGUAUAGCUUUAGAAUCCCUUCGAAUGUUUGGAGGAAGAGCAUUCACAGUACCCCAUCGAGCUCUUCGAGAUACUUACUUAUGUGGAUAUAGGAUACCUAAGGACGUCUUGGUAAUAGCGAAUCUCUAUGGAAACUUAUUAGGAGAAGGAUGCGGUUAUGACGAUCCGGAAGCAUUCAAACCUGAACGAUUCUUGAAAAAUGGGAAAAUAUUCUUACCAGAUAGUUUUAUUCCUUUUGGACUGGGUAAACAUCGUUGUUUGGGUGAAUCAUUAGCCAGAGCGAAUGUAUUCUUAUUUAUAGCAUCACUUUUGCAAAAGUUUGAUUUCACCAUGGUUCCUGGACAACCACUGACGACAGAAUGGGUGGAUGGAGUUACACCUGGACCUAAGCCUUUCAAAGCUAGGAUAGUACCUCGAAAACAUUGA